This is a messenger RNA of Xyrichtys novacula (pearly razorfish), 14370 nucleotides long. Lineage: Eukaryota; Metazoa; Chordata; Actinopteri; Labriformes; Labridae. The record is from the annotation of a GenBank genome assembly.
AAAAACAUAAACAUGGACACAGAAGAGUAGAGAGACCCUCCUCCUGAAGGAUGUGGGUGGAGUAAAAGUCUUGUGGGAAGACUUUAUCCCCUGCAUGCCCGGAAUUUCCUCCCACUUGUUUGCUGCCAUCUGGGUAAGAGGCUCUUCUGUUUUCCAAAGCAUGCCUGGAGUGUGUAAAGCAAUGCUGCUGUUGGUUUGUGUCUCCACCUGGCUGAUAGCCCAGACCCACGGAGCCCUGGUUGUUUCUCACAGAGAUGCUCUGACGGAGGUAUGUGCAAGAAAAAGACUGUAAACAAAUAUCUGUUGAGUCAUUUUCUAUGUUGAGCUGACUUCUUAUCAGUCAUCGGCCAUGAAUACUGUUUAUAUAAAAGCCAGUUUAUGUAAGUUGUAUCUGCAGUUGGAACUCUUUCUUACCACGACAUUUUUCCAUGAUGUGAAGUUCUUUGCAUGUCUGGUAGCUGUAACAAAGAUUUCCCUGAUAAGGAACUAAAAGAGAUCUAUUCAUGAAUACCAAGGCUGUGCAACUAAACUGGAGCUGGCGGGGAACAUGUCUAAUAGAUGCACAAGUAAUGGAUCUUGGAUAUUAAGUGUUCAUCUGGUGUUGUUCUUUAAGUGUACCGAAGUAAAACUUACAAAGUCCAAAUGUGAAGAGAAGCAAAGAACUGUGUUUUCCACACAGUGUAAGGAUCCCCAAAGACCAUGUGCUAGGUGAGUUACACAAAAGGGUGUGGACAAAACAGCAAUAUCCUGUCUCUCAUUCAGAGGUUUGACCUGUACCCUGAAUCCAAAACACAAAGUUGACAUAAACUUUAUCAAGCAUGCUUUAAAAUGCAGAAACUUCAAGCACAAACACAUUUAAAGUCCCACUCCAUUGUUUUUUUUUUUCUACUUAAGGUGUUAUCAGUGGUCUCUAAAAUUGUGAUAAUUAAGUUUUUCGCUGUUCUUCUGCAGAGCUCCAGUAGCUCAUUAGCAAUUCGCCUCCAAAUCGUGGACGGACACAGCGCUGCUCUGCACCCUCCACUUUGUGCUAGUUUUCAGCCUAAUAUUGCCGGUGUAGUAGAAGUAGCAGGUAAUAUAGAAGCAUAGACUGUAUAUAGAAUGGACGCCAUCUGCCUCCUCGCUGGGUGAAGCCACUCCGAGAACAGCACCCUCUGUUGAUGGGCUGCAGUAUAGGUCAUAAAUCCUGCCUCCUCCAGCAAAGCUUAUGGAGCUGUGGACAAACUUUAGAAAUUUAUUACACAGAAUAUAAAUUUUUCUCCCCCCUGCUUGCAUCUUGACAUGUAGUUACAGUAAGACUGGUUUGUGCUCAAGUCCUCCUUUUUCUGUGAAGCUCCAUUUUUAAAAGUUAUUAGGGGGUUCAUGUUUUCUUUGAUUGACACCUGAUACAGCCUAUGGGCGUUCAGGGAUUGCGUAGCUCUCCCGGGGGGAUACGCUGUUUGAGCUGAGCGUCAUCAUAGCGACUAUCGGCGACUGAGCGGCCGAAUGCGCGCAUCGCUACUGCGUAGCACUGGUUUCAGGAAAUGAAGAAAAAUCCCGGAAAUAUCGAGAGCUUUUUGGCUUCAAAUCCGUAUACAGGUGGUAGGCGGAACCAAGUUGUCCAUAGUAUAUACAGUCUAUGUAUAGAAGCUAUUCAGCUCUCAGACACUAAUGUCUUUGGGGACAUGAUGAAAGCUAAUAUCAUAAUUAGCUUUCUUGCGAGCAUUGCAAUCCACUAACGCACACGUUUUGUAACAGUCUGCUCUGCCCCUCUCCUGCUCUGCUGCUCAGCCACACCCCUCAUCAGCUAACUGCUUCCACCUGCUGCUCUCACCUGCUCAUCAUCUCCAAUCAGGCCAGUAUAUAUGCAGCUUCUUUCCCCUCACUCUUUGCCAGAUUGUCUUCGCUCUCAUGCCUGACUCUCCAGCGUUUAUCCUCGGACUGCUUACCUGGUAUCGACCUGAUCUGCCCCUGACCUUUGCUUCUCGCCUCAGCCCCGGUAAACCUACCUGCCUUCUGUCCUUGACUACGAGCUUUGCCUGCCUGGUUCCUGCUAUUCGUCUGCCUGCAGCUGAAUGUCACUCAGCCUGUUCCUGCUCUGUUGAGAUCCCCCUUCUCGUCAGCUUCACCUCGCCAACUCACCUCCUCUGCCGACGUUGGUUCUGCCAGCUCCUCUGCAAGCUCUGGAUCCUCACCCAGUCCUCACCUGAACCACUCUCCAAGAAAUCUUCCCCCAGCUGUGAGUUGAGCGUUUUCCCCUUCACUACACUCGUAGAGCAAAUUAAGACUGUGGACAAUUCCCUGCUCACGAGUUCAAAACUCUUGCCUGACCUGUGGUCCACUGCUAAUCUGCUCGCCUAUCACCCGGAAGACCUGAGUUCGAAUCCUGCCAUACCCACCUGCUAUACUCUGCUGCUUCAUUGGAUUUGGUGUUCAAUAAAGACUGUGUUGUUAAAGUGAACCUGCUUGUUUGUGCUGCAAUUGGGUCCAGUCAAUACCCGUUACACGUUUGUUCCACGAUCGUCUACUUCUCCAAGUCUUGCCUGCAUAGCGGGGCUCCGGGGGCGGAGCUUGCAGUUGUGAUAAGAUUAGAUAAAACAAGAUAAGCCUUAAAUAAUCCCACAAGGUGAAAUUCCCAUUUACAGUUGUGCGUGAUUAUUCUUUGUGUAUGUGUAAGCCCAUGGCAUUGUCUCCAUCUCAGUCCUAGCCGUCUGAUAACAGGAGACGGCCUUGAAGAGUUCUGAUCAAGAAACAAAGUUCACCAGAGAAGGAGGGUGAGGGAGGAUAGGGCCGAGCAUCAUUCUGCAUAACAUCCAAGAGAGGGGACAUAACAGCCUUCCUAGGCCGCUUGAUUUGGGACAGGCAGACUUUGCAAUUUUCCAUCUUUCCAUUUUCCAUCUUUUCCAUUUCUCUGGUCUCUAAUGGCAUUGACCCGAACAUCCGAAUUUAUUGGCCAAUUCAGCUGAGCCGGGCUGUCAACUUCUCCAAGGUGGUAUCCAACUUGCCAAGGCGUUCCUCAACCACAACCUGCCUGCGAUUGAGUUCGCAUGUCACUUGAGUCUGAGUGUUGACAGCCCUGCACAUUCCCUCAGUCAUUACGGGUAGCUUCUUAAUUCCCAAAAGUGCUGUGAUGUAGGAAAUCUCGCUGUGUCUGAGCCUGUCGUUUACAGCAAUUUGAAUGCAGAAAUACUCAGAAAUGCAAUUUCACACCUACUUUUCUCAUGAUUUGUCCUGUAGCAUCAGAAAAAUGCCAUUUAAACAUGUAGACAAUAAGAAAAACAUGAUUUUCAUAGGCGCUGGUCUUAAAUGAUAAGGAGCCGUCUGUUGUAAAUAAGAUGAGAACUAGAUACUUAUGACACUGCCAUCAAAAAAUGUAGGUAUUUCUCAAAUGUCUCAUCUACAAAAAUCAUCAUUGGGAAUGUUUGGUAUUUUUGGAGUUAUGUGCUCUUACCCGCCAGUAGUGCUCUGAUCAGCUGUUCAGGUCCACACGCUUCAAAAAUCCAAAAAUAAAACCAAACUAAAUAAGUAACUCUAACAGUGCCCAGAAAAGAAAAAGUGUGUCUUAAAGAUAAUAACUCUGCCGUUAUUUUCUCUUUUUUUAAUUGUGUCAUGCCACAACCUAUGACCUGCAUGAUGUUUACUUCAUCAAAACACAUUGUGUUGGCUGUUGAAGGGGAAGACUGGGGUAACAUUGCAGUGUUCAUCAACCAACCUGCUGCUGCUUGUUUAUUCCUGUUGGACAGUUUUUUGUGAGACCUUUGAAUCUUCUCAUCUUCAACUUUACCUGCUCUGAGUUGUUUGUCCGGUUUUGAGGUCCACACCUUGCUUCAUUGACAUGUCCCUGCACAGUACUUGCAUAAUAGUUCUUGGUGACUUGAUUUAAAAGCUAUCUUGUAAAUGUAAGAGUAUACAACUUCCAGCAGGUAAUAACAGGUUCAACACCAAUCUAUAUUUCCAUGUCAGUGCGUAAGAACACCAGAUCUCAGGCUCAGUGAUGGUAAACAGUGAUACAUUUUGUGAUCAUUAUUUUCAAGCACCAUCUUUCCUUAAAGUCGUACUUUUGUUGUUUUUCAGGACACCAAAGCAACUUUUGGCACAAGGUCAAUAAAGGUAUUCAACUUCUAUUACUUCAGUAAUAAUCAACAUUUAAGCCUUUGCUCUUUCUGUUGUAUUUUGAUCUAAUAUUUCAUUUGACCCUGUCAAGAAUAUAAAUGGCAUAUUUUCUUUUUCUUUCUUCCACAGAAAAGAAGCCCAAAUUCUGCAAAUGUAAGAAAAAUUUAUGUAGAUAUAAAACUUUGAUAUUUGAAUAAAGGUAUGACUGUCGCCAGCAGAAAGAUGAUUAUGUACCAUUAGGAAAUAACCAAUGCAACCUGAAAUUUAAAAUCAUGCAAACAUGCGUCACAGUCAAGAGGACUAGUAGCCACAGUUGGGGCAUUGUUAGUGCUUGCAAAAUGAAGUCCACAUUUUAAGCAGUCCACAUCCACAACCUCAUUGGUUCCAGAUGCCGUUUGCUUAGCUCUUCUUUUCCUGGUGUCCUCGGGCAUGAAUUCAUUUUCUCUUCUUUUUACCAAAGAGAACGUAGAGGAAGAGGAAACUGGAAGUAAUUUGUCCAUCUGCAUUUUAUUCUUUUCUGCUUUUGCAAGUAUGAUGAAAGUUUCAUCUUUUUUAAACAGUAUAGUGACCUCUCAUCGUGUUACUAAUUAUGAACAUCGACCAAACCCCGAGAGCCGACUGUAUUCUCUGAUAUCAUGCUGAGAGUGGAAAGCUUAAAUACUGUUAUAAUGUUACGCUGCUGAAGUCCUGUUUGUCAUACAUAUCAACUGGCAAGUACCUCAAAAAUCAUAAUUAGGGUCACGGGGAAAACGCACUGAGGCACUGGCCCCUUUACAAAAGUUGGCAUACUUUCACCUAGAGACUCCAUUAAAACUUUAAAAUGUAGACACAAGUACUUUCUAUUAGUGUAUUAAUCCACGUUUUGAUAGAUAUAGUAGUUUUUGAAUACUCACUGUUCAAUGACCAUGAUCAUGUGGGUAGGAAUUUUGAGAUUAUAAUGAGUGUGUAUUGCGAGGAAUUUUCGUGCCAGAGUGGUUGACAUCAUCGGCUGGAGUGAGAGAAGUUGCAUGAAAUUUUAAAACUUUUCUCUUUCCAAGCUCCUCUCAGCCACGAAUUACACUCUACAUGUAGUUUUUUUUUCCACAGUUGUAGACACACUUGUUCUGUCUCUAAUGAUGUGUUCAUCUAAGCAGAGAAACUUACAGAAUUUAAAUACUGAACCUCAAAGUGCGAUAAUGUCUCUCUCUGCUCCUCAUUGAUGCUAAUACAAAAAGAUUUUCUGAAAGAGGCAGAAGGGACUCCUUAUUAGAAUUCUCACGUUUGUCCAAACUAUUUUCUGUACAAACACUUACAUCAUAUCACAUCUUUCAAGAAGUCCUCAUAAUAAUCAUAGUCUGCUUUUAUCUGAUAGGAAAAAAUCACUCUUUUUCUUGUUUUGACUGCCUUAGCCUGUGGAGCGGCUAUCGUUACAUGUUGCCAUGGCAACCUGUGAGUCUCAGGCCAGGCCCACAACUGAGACCAGUUCACUAAUCAGGGAAUGCUCUGAUAUACCUGCAUCAUUGAAUCACUUUUAAAGCAAUUUGAUUAACAAUAAAACACUGUCUCUCAAUCAAAAUCCUUAUUAGGGCGACAGGGACAUACACAGAAGAACCGGCCCCUAUAAACUUAACCGCUGACACACUGAGGUACUGGCCCCUAAAUGAAAGAGAAACUAUAAACUUUACAGCAGGCCCCUGUACAAUGAUGCAUUGGAGCUAUUGUGGCUUGAAGAAUUGUAGGACAAAGUAUAUAACAAAGUAUAACACAAUGUGUGGUUUGAUUGGGAUCAGUAUGGUAUUACUUUUCUCUAUUGUAUAUAGAUUUUUCACGGCACACAGUAAGUUGCGAAACGGCAGAAAAUCUUGCUUUGAAGUCAAUGGGAUUAGCCACAAAUAAAAGUAAUUGUUGGCGUUUUCUAUGUAAUCUACUCUGACUCCAUUUUACUUUUGUUGUAUACAUGAAUACUUGAAAAAGGAAUGUUUGCUGUAAGUGUGCUCCUUGUAUAUAAUAUUACAGUAGUAUUAAUAGAAUUGAUUAUUAUUUAAUUAUCUCUGAGGAAUCUCAUCAGAAUGCACACACCCCAGCUGUAGCCCCUGUGGCCCUCUCAAAAAUUUCCAGAGGGAAUUUUCUAGUUAUUUCACUAGUAUUUUUAUCCAGGUAAUACUACUGGUAACCUGGAAGUGGUUGAAAGCUGCAGAUAAGUUUAGUGGUAGUGUAUAGAAAAGUUGAAAAUUGUGAACCAACUUUCUACCAUUUGCAAAAGACUUUACCAGCUUACUUGUAGCUAUUGUGGUAAUAAAAGUGGCUAUGACCCAGAAACAUUUCUUUGGCCUACAGAAGUAAACCAGACCACCGGCAAGAAGACUGUUGGCUGAAACAUUUGCUGUAAUCAGUGAUGCAUUUGACCUUUGUAAAAUUAAUCCGAUGUGAUGUUAAAUAUGUGCAGUCCAUUUUCUUGACCUAUUUGGGGGACUGGAGCCUAACCCAGGUUCUCCUCCAUUUUUACCCUCCAUCUUGCUGGUUUGUUGUAAGAACCAUCCUGUUAGGGAACUUGCUGAAUCAUGUGAAGGUCUUUAAAAAAAUGUAGUUGAAUUAUAUCACUAAAUUUCCCACUCUAUCCAAACCUUCAGCUGGUGGAGGUGUACAGCGUAACAGUGGACUGCACUGUGACGUCUCGUUUCGCUCACACAGUCAUGGCCUCAAAGGCGCUGAACAAAGCGAACACCUCCCAGGAAAUUUUUUUCGAAGUAGAGCUGCCCAAGACUGCCUUCAUCACCAACUUUAGCAUGUGAGCCAAAUCUUUCUACCUCUUACAGUGAGCUUAUACAACAACUGUCAUCACCUCUGAUCAUCGUCUUGUGUUUUCAGGGAAAUUGAAGGUCAGGUGUACGUUGGGGUGGUGAAGGAGAAAGAGAAAGCCAAGAAACAGUAUGAGAAGGCUGUUUCCUCUGGACAAACCGCUGGACUGGUCAAGUGAGUUGGACUGGAAACGAUGUGAGAACAUACGCUCAUGGUCUGAAUUUCACAACAGAGUAAUACACAUCUGUUACUGCAGGGCCUCUGGCAGGAAGAUGGAGACGUUUUCAGUGUCUGUGAACAUUGCAGGAAAAAGCAGUGUGACUUUCAUUCUGACCUAUGAGGAGCUGCUUAAGAGGAAUCUGGGCAGUUAUGAGCUUCUGACACGAGUCAAACCCAAACAACCAGUGCAGGAGUUUAAGGUUAAACACACCCUGCUCUUUAUUUUAGAGAAGUCUCUGUCAUAGUUUUCAUAACUUUGCUUCACAUUGCAGUUAUUCUGCAUUCAUACCCGCAUGUCUUUGUGUACACAGAUUGUGGCAGACAUAUUUGAGCCCCAAGGACUUGCUUUUGUAGAGGCCACUGCAUCCUUCCUCACCAAUGAUCUGCUCUCACUCGUGGAGAAAACUGUCACAGAAAAAAAGGUAAAUUGUUGGACCAAUUUCUCUCCUCUUGUUAAAAGACUUAAAUGAUCAUAAAUGUUGUCCACUCAUGUCGAUUGAUAUGAAUGUCUUUCAGGCACACAUCUCUUUCUCCCCGACUAUGGCGCAGCAGAGGAAAUGUCUGGGAUGUGAAGGCACCAUAAUUGAUGGAGAUUUUAUCAUCAAGUAUGAUGUGAAAAGGGACAACAACCUGGGGCAAAUUCAGGUAAGCUGGAUGCAAAGACUCAAAACCUGAAGCACUAAAACAUCCGUCAUAUUUCUUUUAUUAGUUUUAUUUCUUCAACUGCACGAGUUUGAGUGAGAAAACCUUACAGAGCCGAUGACUGAUACAUCUGAAAUGUUGCUGUCAAAGGUGUGCUUUGUGUUUCAUGUUCUUUACGUGGAUAUUUGCCCUAACUAGAUUAUACUUUCCCUUUCAGAUUGUGAACGGAUACUUUGUGCACUUUUUUGCUCCUCCUGACCUACCCAGAGUCCCAAAGAACGUGGCGUUUGUGAUCGACAGAAGCAGUUCAAUGUCUGGUAGGAAGAUUGAACAGGUGAGUGGCGUUGUUUGCUGAAGCGCUUCAGUAUAUGUCAUUUACAGUCGGUAACUCUUUAAUUGUCACUUUGGGAACUUUACAGACCCGGGAGGCUUUGGUUGCCAUCCUGAAAGACCUCCAUGAAGAGGACCACUUUGCUCUCAUCCUGUUUGAUACUGGAAUUCAGACAUGGAGGGACUCUCUUACCAAAGCGUCAAAGGGAAAUGUAUCCAAAGCUACUGCCUACAUCAAGAAGCUAAGGGAACGUGGAUGUGAGAGGAAAAAAGUUUUUUGCACCUUCUUAUUCAGUGGCUUCAAAAAAAUUUUAUUGAAGUUUAAGUUUUGGAAAAGAAUGAAGAGAGACUAAUAAUAUCAAUCAUAGUUGAGUUGCUAUCAUUAAGCACUUUUUGAGGCUAGGAUGACACCAAUUGUUGAAAGUCUUCUUUCAAGCCAAGAAAUGAUCGAACUCAAACACUCUAUAGAAAACAUUACCAUAAGAAUAUUUUGAAUAUUUAAUUUAAUGGACAGAAAUGAGUGCAAGAAUGACUGUAAACCAACACUGAACAAUUAACACUUCACUUUUAUUUCUGGUGAGGUUAUCUCAAUAACUGGUAUUCUGUUCAAUUUGUUACCUCUUUUCAGCCACCAAUAUCAAUGAUGCUGUACUGAGAGCAGUCAACAUGCUGAAGGAAGAAAGAAAAAACAAGAACCUUCCCGAGAGGAGCGCAGAUAUGAUUAUUUUACUGACUGAUGGGAUGCCAAACUCUGGUGAGCUUGCUUUAUUUUGAUGAGUGACACUUAGUUUGUCAUAUGUAGACCAAGUGUGACCUAAAUGAAGUUUACCAAGAAGUUGACAUACUCAGGGAAGCUGUGGCUCAGUGGACCCCAAAACUGGCCUCGGUGGUUGUGCUCGUGAUGUUAGUUAAUACUGAUGGGCACUUUAUAUAGCAGCCUCCACCAUCAGUGUAUGACUGGAGUGUGAAUGGAUGAAUGUGACGUGACGUAAAGCCCUUUGAGUGGUCAGAGGACAACAGAAAGUCUAUUUACUGAGAUUCGUUUCAAACGGGGAGGUUAUCUCCGUUCAUAUACAUAUAAAAGAUUGUUGAGUGGUCUGUAUUAGAAAUUUUUGUACUGCAGGUCUGAAACUUAAACCAACUAUUUUUGCAGUAAAUAACAUGUAUGUCUGUAUGUGUUUAAAGGAGAGUCUAACCUCCAAAAAAUUCAGCAGAACGUGCGCUCUGCGAUCGGGGGUCAGAUGUCCUUGUUCUCUCUUGGAUUUGGAAAUGAUGUGGAUUAUUCUUUCCUUGAUGUGAUGAGCAGACAAAACAAAGGACUGGCCCGCAGAAUAUUUGAGGGAUCAGAUGCAACACUUCAACUUCAGGUAAAGCAAGCGCUGUGCACAAUAUUAGCUUUUCACUCCUUUUCAGCAGCAUUUAUUUAAAUUGUGCAUCAUAAGUUAAGAUCAGAAAGUGCUUUUUCCCAAAUUAAAUAUACAGAGAAUAGUUGCUUUGCCUCAUUAAUAUUAGGGACUUGAAUGUUUAGGAUUAGUGUAUCGGAGGAACAUAUUCAGGAGUGUGCCUUUAUUUCAGGGUUUCUAUGAGGAGGUGUCCAGCCCUCUGCUCCUGGAUGUGAACCUGCGUUAUCCUGAAAAUGCUGUGGAAUUAUUGACCAAAAACAGCUACAGCCAGUUGUUUAAUGGCUCAGAGAUUGUAGUCACUGGUCGAGUGACAGACAAUGACCUGGAUAACUUUUUGGUGGAGGUGUUUGCAAAGGGGGUAAGAAAAGGACAGCAUAAAAACAUGAAUAAGACUGUAACAUGUAUGUUUUUGUAAAGGGGUAUUACAAUGAGGUGGUCUUAGAUUGUCAGUAACAGCUGUUAUUUGACCUAUUUUCUUUCUGCAGCCUGAGGAGGAUUUUUCAGCACAGGGAAAGGCCAGUGUGGUUGACUUUGACGUCAUCUACACGGAUCAGGACUACAUCUUUGGGGAUUUCUCUGAGCGUCUGUGGGCCUACCUCACCAUCCAGCAGCUACUGGAGAACAGGUUCGCACAUUAAUUGCUCAUAAAGUUUUAUUUGUACCUUUAUCCUACCAAGAUAAGUUCAAUCCAAAGCCAAGAAAUGUAAAUGUAAUUGUUCUUUAUUUAUACAGCCCCUCACAUCAAUCCUUUCAGUGAACCAAAGUGCUUUACAAUACAUAGUAAAUAAAAAUGAAUAAAUAAAAAUAAUAAAAAUCAAUAAAAAAGAAUAAGAUACAAUGCAACAAAAUUAAGUGUCACCACAGCAUAAACAAAUUUGUUUUAAAUCUAGAUAUAAAAGGCCCAGGUCAGAAAUAAGUCUCAUUUGGGUGGGGAGCUUAUUCCAGAGCCUGGGACUAGCAACUGAAAAGGCUCGGUCACCCCAGUGUUUGUGUUUUGAUCUAGGCACUUACAGCAAAAGUUGGUUCGACGACCUCAGAGCUCUACCUGGCUCCCGAACAGUUAAAAGCUCAGUUACAUAGAUGGGGGCGAGGCCGUUAAGAGCUUUAAAAACAAACAUUAAAAGUUUAAAAUCAAGCCUAUAAAAGAUGAGAAGCCAAUGAAGGGAGCUAAGGACAGGAGUGAUGUGCUCACGUCUGUCAGUGUUGGAGAUGGGCAGCAGCAUUUUGCACAAGUUGAAGGUGACUAAGAGAUGCUCUGUUUCUUUUAAUUUCGUAUUAUAAUUAUUCUAUUAUUGUAUCUCUCUAGUGACAUUGGUACUCAGCAGGAGAAAGAUAACGCUACAGCAAAGGCUCUGGACAUGGCUCUUCAAUACAGCUUUGUCACCCCUCUCACAUCCAUGGUGGUCACCAAACCUGACACUGAAGAUGGACCAGAGGGCCCACUCAUCGCUGACAAACUCACAGAGGGUAAAACCACUUCUCAUAGUUUGAAAGAUAGCUGUUGGUUUGAUUUUGAUAAAUAUCUAUAGGAUCAGGUCAUAUCAAUUUGAGAUACCAAACUAGCAAACAAAAAGGUCUUCCUUUCGCUCUAAAUGUGUUGACAGUUGUAAGAUUCAUUAAGAAAACUGUUGAAUCAGCUGAACUUUCUAAAGAAACAUAACUUACUCUAUUUUCAACCUGAUGGCUUGCUUCCCAGACCAGCGACAGAAAGCAGAGAGGGGCAGAGGUAGGGUAAUUUCUUUCACUCCAUUAUUGUACAUACUUUUUCAAUCCGAUGUGGGCGAAUCAAUCGUAACUGUCAUGUUUGUGUAUUUUUUUUUUUUUCAUUUUUUUACCACAGGUUCUGUGUUCCUUGGACGCCCUUCAAGUAAUUUGUUUUUCUUACAGCAGAAAUUUUUCUUUUCAUACUAACUUCAAACUGCUUUGUGAAGUUUCUUGGGGUGUAUGAAAUCAAGGUUCAAGUGCUUAAUGUUGUGUUUUGGUUUACAGAAACCCGAGCUCAUCAUAUAGUUCCCCAGUGUAAGUUUUUCAUAUGGCCGCAGUUUUACUGCAAUUCAUCAUUUUACCAUAGCACAGUUUUUACUGAACAUGUUAUGAUUUCUUAAUUUUUCUUAUUUUGAGUCUUUAUUAUUGUGUCAAGACUGGCCUUAUCAAAUCUUUUGACUGACGUGUGCCACUUUUUUUUUAUUUUUUUCAACAGCUGCUCUAAGCCGUGGUUCCAGUUCCUGUAAUAAACUCUUUAUACAUUUUGACAUUUUCAUUUUUAAGUUGCUCUUGCUUCAACUUAAAUAGUUUUUUAAAGUUUUGUAAAUCAAAAAAGCCUAGACUUGUUUUAAACAUCUUUUUUUCCUGUUACCAAUUUGACUACAGCUCGGGCCAGGCCCCGUACCUUUAAAGUCCAGUCAGACGGUAAGAUUUUCAUCAAGCAUAUGUUGAACUUUCAUUCUUCACAGUUGUGCUUUAAUUAACUCUGUCACUUGUACUGAUGUUCCCUUUGAAGAGCUUUUGUUGGUUUAUGAAGUACCAUACUUAAAAAAGUGCCUUCUUCAGUCUGCACUGUCCUACUGUUGAAGUAAAUAUGAUACAGCGCUCACCAGGCUCUCCUUGCAUUAGAGAAAAAGCUGUGAAAGAGGCCCUCUAGUGGGGUGAAGUUGUCCAAAAUCCCUCCUGGCUGCCAUUGUUGUGAAGAAAAGUUUUUGAACUGUUCGACUUUUGCCAGACACCAUUAAAAAUAUGGAAGUCGAAUUUGGACUGGAGGAAACAUUGCUCAGUUCAUUGUUUAGAUUCGUCAUACGCUUCACAACAGUGGUCAGCCAUAUCAAAUACAUUUUUGUAAUCAAUUUUUGAUACAUAUGUAUACUAUUCGAACAGUUGGUAUUUGAUUUAGCUCGAUUUUGGUUUAAGUAACCAAUAGGCAACUGUCAAACAUAUAAUCAUACACUUCUUUUGCUUGAGCUGGACAAAAACAGAGGCACUUUCUUUCUGACAUGGUACUGUAAUGUUCUUUGUUCAGUGGAUGGAGAUCCUCAUUUCAUGAUAGAGCUACCAGACAGAAAGGACGCUCUGUGCUUCAACAUCAAUGACAAACCGGGAACCAUUUUCAACCUGGUCAGAGACCCAAAACAAGGUAAGCUGUGGAUUAUAUGUUUCAGAUAUUUUCAUAUCAGUGUGCAAAAAAACUGAAACCUGCCUUUUGUUAGGUUUUGUUGUGAACGGACAAAUUAUUGGUAAGAAGACAGUUGCUCCAGAUGUAAAUGCCAACACCUACUUUGGCCGUUUUGGUAUCAUCCACCAGAAUCUGGAAGUGAGGCUGGAGGUGAGCACUCAGGACAUCUCAGUUUCCCACAAUGGCAAGCAGGUCACACUGCUGUGGUCUGAUACAGCAUCUAUUAAAGAAACUGAGUGAGUGACAAUGCUGUACUACAUUACCUUUGGUUUUCUGGAUAUAAACAAAUACUUGUCACUUAAAUAAGAACAGCUGUUGUUGUUUGGUAUUGGUUAUACCUUUUUGUGUUCCUCCUCCAGUAUGGACCUAAGGUUGACUAAGAACACCAGCCUGUUUGUGAUGCUGAGGCACUCAGUUAAAUUCAUGGUCAUCAGACAUACAAAAGUUUGGAAGAGACGCCACAGCCAGCAAGACUACUUGGGUUUCUACACCCUGGAUAGCCACCACUUGUCUGCGUCAGUACAUGGUCUGCUAGGUACAAAACCAAAGAAUUUCAUAUCAUGAUGGAUAUGUUGGCCCCCAUGUUUUCUUCUUUGAUUUUUUAGACAAAUAUUUAAGGUAAAACUUUUCUCUCCAGGUCAAUUUUACCAUGGGAUUGAGUUUGAGGUGACAAACAUGUCCCAUAAGGAGCUCUGGGACGAAUCUGCCACCAUGUAUGUGAAAGGCCACACACUCAACGUGACCAGGUGCAUAAACACAAACAUCACACACAUUAACAAAGAUAAAAAACAUGAUAUAAAGCAGAGCAUUUUUCAUUCACUCAUCAAUGUUCUUUCUGUGUUUGUCUUGCACAGACACUGGCAGAAGGAUUUCAGCAGGGAUCUGAAGAACGGGGAAAGUAUUCCCUGCUGGUUUGUUGACAGAGAUGGAGCAGGUCUCAUCGAUGGGAAAGCCUCAGACUAUGUUGUGCCGGGGCUUUUUUAAGACUUCCCUAUUGAAAUUUGAAAGCUCACUGUCCAAGUGACAUUUCACAGGGGCCCUGUCAUCAAGGUGUGAGUAUUGUGUGUUGAGAAAAUGCAGAUUACUGUACAUUGCAGCGUGUCCCCAUUCAAAAAUCCUAUCUAGUAAGAAACUAUUCUAAAAACAAAAUACACAAGACAACAUUUAGACAGCAGCAGGAACCAGUUUAUUUAAAAUACUUAAGCUCACACCAGUUGUUUUACCUGAAAAUGUAAAUGGAGGCUGCAAUCACAAGGUUAAAGCAUGUUAAAGAUAAUCUACACAGAUAUGAUGAAAUCUUAAAUUGUUUGGCAGGUAAAACUUCCUAACAGGUUCUGAUAAAAUUGGAGCCUGAUGCAUCCUCAGGUAAAUGCUAAUUUCUGUCAUCUUAUUUUUUUUUUUUACAAAAUGGUUUGUGAUAAAUAAUUACAGGCUAUUUCUAAGAGUCAAAAGUUAACACCUAGUGCACUUUCUUUUGUCUGUGCCUGUUGUGACAUUAAAAUGAAUGUAUGUGUAAUGUGCUUAACAGCAAACAUGCAUAAGGUAACAUACAAAAGUUGAACUGCCUCUGCAUCUGUGACUAACACAUUAAAGAAUAACAGGCAGCAUAUCUUCAGAACUAUUAUCCACUAUUAUCAGAUAAUAUAUCUUGUUUGGAUUUGAUAAACAAUACCACUAACUGUGUUGUAUACUUUGCACUAAAUCAUUUAACUUUUUGUCACAUUAAAUCAGUUUGCUAUAUUA